UCUCAGCGGUUGAGCAGUUAUUGGGUCCCUGGGGAUGAUUAAGGAGAGGUCCAACCUUGGAAACUUGGGCUGCCGUUUCUCUUGAGCUACAAGAACCGUUUUAAUUCCUCAUCAGCAUCCGAAGAGUGACACAGCCAUCAUUCGGGAUCAACGGGGCCACCAUGACAACUAUGGCAAAGGAUGCCGAAAGGACUUACCUUGUGAAUGACAGAGGUGGCAAGAGGUACACCAUAGAUCUUCCCAGGAAUAAUCCACACAAAGCGAACAGCAGUGAGAAAUCAGGAAACGUUGUGCCGGUUUCAAGGUAUCACUGCCAUAACCACUCAGAAGCCUAUGAGGAGAGAAAGGGAGAGGAGCGACAAGCCAAGAAGAAGCUUUACCUGGCAUCGGUAAUUUGCUGCGUCUUCAUGAUAGCAGAAGUCGUAGGUGGACACAUUGCAGGGAGUCUUGCUGUGAUGAUGGAUGCAUCCCAUGUAAUGGUGGACCUGAUGAGCUUUCUGAUCAGCCUCUUUUCUCUGUGGCUGUCAUCUAAACCACCCAGUAAGAAAUUCACCUAUGGAUGGCACAGAGCAGAAAUCCUUGGAGCUUUCCUGUCAACGAUCGUCAUCUGGGUGGUGACCGGCAUAUUGACAUUUUUAGCCGUCAUGAGGCUGUUGCACCCACAUUACGAAAUUGAAAGUACAGUCAUGCUCAUUACGUCUGCCUGCGCAGUAAUAGCCAACAUAAUAUUAGGCCUGACCCUGCACCCAAAGGGGAAGGAGCAUCUUCACCACGGCCACAAAGCCCAUCACCACAGACCUUCGGAUGCAGAGCAAGUGUUAACCAAUGCCAGCAUAAGAGCCGCUUUUGUCCACGCCAUCGGAGAUCUGUUUCAGAGCCUUAGCGUGCUAAUCAGUGCGCUUAUAAUCUUCUUUAAGCCAGAAUACAAAAUAGCCGACCCUAUCUGCACAUUUGUAUUUUCUGUACUUAUUCUGGCAACAACCUUCACUAUUUUACGGGACAUUUUACUUGUGUUGAUGGAAGGGUCCCCGGGGGCACUUCCCUAUGAUGAGGUGAAAGAGAGAAUUCUAGCAAUAGAAAAAGUGGAGUCUGUUCACAGCCUUCAUAUUUGGUGUCUGACAAUGAACCAGAUACUCCUAACAGCUCACAUCGUCACAGUGGAUGCUGCAGACAAACAACAGAUUUUGAAUAAAAUUACUGACGUUCUAUUUGACACUCACCAUUUCUACGCGGUCACCCUUCAAAUUGAAGCCAAAGCAGACCAGAAACCAGGCUGUGUUUUCUGUCAAGACCCAAGAGACUGAAGUUAUUGGGUUGCACGAAUAAUCAGUCAUUUGAUGGGUCCAUGGCUACUAAACGAGAUGGAUUAAUAGGCUUUGCUUUGGCCCCCCGUCAAACUGCAUUGGAAACACAAUGGCCUAAGCAUUGUUAAGAUUGCAGAACGCACGAUUAGGGAUCAGUGAUUUAAUCCAUUUCCUCUCCUUACAACUUUUGUGUAUGUUCACCCAUAAGUCCUUUCCAUUCUGUUUCCAUAUUAAUCUGCUUCUUUAUUUAAAAAAAGUCUGCAAUUAUGUAUUUAGAUUACAUUUUGAAAUGUAUUUUCUCAUAAAUAAGCAUUUAAAAAUGUGUUUUCUCUCCAAAUAUGUGUGGCUUUCUUCUGUUCUGUUUUCUUGUGCUGAGUAUU
Molecule: messenger RNA, 1684 nt
Organism: Zootoca vivipara (common lizard)
Lineage: Eukaryota; Metazoa; Chordata; Lepidosauria; Squamata; Lacertidae
Gene: SLC30A8
Product: solute carrier family 30 member 8
Biological process (GO): response to zinc ion; zinc ion transmembrane transport; insulin secretion
Cellular component (GO): plasma membrane
Molecular function (GO): zinc ion transmembrane transporter activity
Source: RefSeq, a predicted model, not a curated record